This is a messenger RNA of Prunus armeniaca (apricot), 279 nucleotides long. Lineage: Eukaryota; Viridiplantae; Streptophyta; Magnoliopsida; Rosales; Rosaceae. The record is from the annotation of a GenBank genome assembly.
AUGGUAUGCCCUUCUUUUCGGGCCCUUGGAAGCAAGAGGGUGCUAGUAGAAUCUUCCCCUGAUACUAAGGAAGCGUCUUUAGUGGGCCCAGAAGAUAUGCCUCAGCAAUCCGGUAAGGAAACGGUCUCUGGCCCUCCUGUUGUCAAAGCAUCCAAGAUGGUGCUGCUGAAGGUAAGGACCAUCAAGCUCAAAGAUGGAGUUGAUCUUCCACCUUAUGAAUCACAUUCGGGCCCAAAUGCUGCCGUUACCGCUACCAAGGCCUUACGGGCCCAAAUCUAA